Messenger RNA from Pyricularia grisea, 888 nucleotides. RefSeq lists its product as uncharacterized. The record is from RefSeq and is a predicted model, not a curated record. The transcript has a single exon. NCBI's taxonomy places the organism in Eukaryota, Fungi, Ascomycota, Sordariomycetes, Magnaporthales, Pyriculariaceae. The coding region runs from base 1 to 888 and encodes 295 amino acids.
AUGGUCUCCUUCAGUACUCUCAUGCUCGCCGCCGCGGCAUCCCUCGCCGCAGAGGCCACCAAUAUACCCCGUGGUGGCACAAGCACGACGCCAAUCUGGAACACACUACCAGAUACACCGGCUCUGCCCUUACCAAUCUCCAGCACCUUGUACCCUAUCAACGGCGUCAAUCUCUGGUUGCAAAAGUACAACGAGGUCAAGGGCCGCGUCCCCAUUGUCAUGUCGCACGGCGGCCUGGGCCACAGCGCCUACUUUGCCGCCGUGAUCCAGGAGCUCAUCAAAAGGGGCCACUACGUCAUCGCCAGCGAUCGUCGCGGCCACGGGCGCAGCACCUUCAACUCUGACGACAAGUUCACGUUCGACAUGUUUGCGCAGGACCAGGACGCGCUGCUCAAAGCCGUCGGCGUCACCAAGUACAUCUUUGUCGGUUGGUCCGACGGCGCCAUCCAGGGGCUGUCGGCACUUAUGAACCCUACCCUGGCGCAGCCGAUUCAAAAGGCGUUCCUCUUUGGCACCACCGCGAGUCCCAAUGACGAGAACCCGACCUUUAAGACCAACCCGAUCUUGUCCCAAUUUAUAACGCGCGUCGCGGCAGAGUACGCACAGCUGCAGCCCAGAGCAAACUUCAGGUUGUUCGGCACAAAGGUCAGCGAGCUGGAGGCCUCUUUGCCGAACUUCACCCCCGCCGACUUUGCAAAGGUCGACGGGACCAAGGUCACCCUGUGUGAGGCAGAACACGAGGAGGCGGUUAUCAAGGGCACCGGGCAAAAGAUCAGCCAGCUGAUCAGGGGGAGCAAGUUUGUCACGCUCCGGGGAGGCAGCCACUUUGCGCCAUUGCAGAUUCCGGGCAAGUUUGCUGAUGCCAUUGAGGCUUUCUUGAGGGCAUAA